Messenger RNA from Lucilia sericata (common green bottle fly), 5007 nucleotides. RefSeq names its product protein TANC2 (gene rols). Lineage: Eukaryota; Metazoa; Arthropoda; Insecta; Diptera; Calliphoridae. Gene Ontology annotation, molecular function: protein binding. The record is from RefSeq and is a predicted model, not a curated record. The transcript is spliced from 7 exons. The annotation marks the transcript as partial.
CUGCCAGCUAACGAGUCGAGAAACGAGAAACGAGAAAAAUAACUAUUUGCAAUCUAUACGCCGUUUAUUGGAACAUGAUACCAGCGGUUCGGUUUGUCCCAGUUGUCGCAUUUCAUUCGACAAAGGUAAACGACGAAAACUAAUCGAUACUUGUGGUCAUGAACGUUGCUAUUCCUGUAUGUUCCGCAACGAUCAGUGUCCGAUGUGCAUGAAUAGUUCGCUAAAAGAUGUCGAUUGCAGCAAUGCCCAAGGCUAUGACACGGGCAUUGGUGGUUCAACAUCAACGAUUGUAAGCCCUCUGGGCUCACCACAGCCUCAGUUGAGAUCACAAGUGCAACGUACAAAUGCAGCCGCUUUGGCUAGAUACAUGCAGCAUAACCGGCAGGAGUCUAUAUCACCUGAAUAUCAUCGUUAUGCCAGUAUUGGUAAAUUACCCAAGGCUGGUGUUGUGGCAGCAGGCAACUCAACAACGUCCUCAUCAUCAUCAACAUUGGCAACAACAACAGCAACAACAGCGGCAACAGCAUCAGCAAAAGUUGGUUUACAACAAUAUACCGUUACAGCGGAUAUUCAUAAUAACAACGGUCUCAUCAGCCAUGGUCAUAACAACAACGGUACAUCAUCAUCAUCGUCCAUCAUUUCAACAAACAAUGGCCACAGCAACAACAAUCAAACCACUACAACAGCCAGCAACAAUAAUAAUGGCCACCAUCAUCACUACAACCAUCAACAUCACCAUCAACCUUUACAUGCUACAAAUGGUGUUGGUAAUGGUAGUAGUGGUGGUGGUGCUGCUGCAACUACUACAACUGCCACAUCUAAUAACUAUAGCGAAAUUCAUGCUUCAUCAUUUGCCACACCACCGACACGCCGUCGUUUUUUCAAUCAUAAAAAUUUGCGCAACGCUUUAACCGGUGUCAGUGGUGUUGUUGCCGGUCAUCGUCGUACCGCUUCGAAUGGUGGUGGUGUUGGUAGUGGUUGUCCCAUUGAUACAGCCUCGAUAUUAUCAGAAGGCAAAGAAACGAAUGCUUUAAAUACAUCAACCUGUUCGGACUCGGCCGUAACACGACGCAGACGCAAGAAUGUCAGUAAUAAAUUAACCUCAUCAUCAUCGGAAUCAACAACGGGCAGUGAAAAUCGUUUAAAUCGUUUAAGUUUGGCUGGCACUUCGGUGUAUGCUGGUCAUUUGUCAUCGUUAGUUUUGGGCAAAAUUAAAUCGCUUUGGAGUGUAAAUUCAAAUUCAGCAGAUGGCGGCUUAAAUCAAUUUACAGGAAGCGAUCAUUUGGUUAAUGACCAUUGCAUUUCGGCUGCCGAGAAACAAAAAGAUCAAUUGAGAGCCCGUUUGGGUUUGCUGUUGGAUCAUGAUCAAAAUGGCAAUACCAAUACUACCACCAGCAGCAGUUCUUCUCAGAACAUCAGUCCAGAACAAACUUUGGCCACUGGCAGCUCUGGUCUUUCGGUGGAUCAUUUUGGUGGCAGUCAAUUAUCGGUGGCCACUAAAGAGGAUACCUAUAGUUUAUGCGGCAAAUUGAAGGCCUGUUCUUUAACCGAUAGCAAUGGUUAUGAAGUAUUUCCGGUAAAGGCUCGCAAAGCAGUGGCCAGAAGAUCGGCUCGCUCGGCUCAAUUGGGUGUGAAUAAUAAACGUAAUGCUAUCUAUAAAUCUUCAUCCUCAUCUGUACAACCUGCCAUUCAAUUAGCAUUGAAACCUUUGUUCUUUGAGGUGCCUCUACAAGAGCCAGAUCCACCCUUCAUUGGACGCCAAUGGUUGAUACGAGAACUAUCGAAUACCUUAACUGCCACCGAAACCCCAGGUGUAUUGAUUAAUGGCAAUCCAGGCACAGGAAAAACUGCCUUUAUUUUGCAACUGGUGGAAUAUUCCUGUUUUGGUAGACGCAAAAAUACCAAUGACAGUGAACCAGAUGGCAUCUACUAUCAAAUCAGCACUGCCAGUGAUCGUAUGCGGGCCUUGGCCUCCUAUGUAGUAGGCUAUCACUUUUGUCAAGCUGAUGCUAAUCUAACAUGCUUAGUGCCCGAUUUUGUGCAUUCUCUUGCCGCCCAAUUAUGCCAGGCUCCCCAGUUGGCUGCCUACAGGGAUUAUCUGCUUAACGAGCCUCACCUUCAGGACAUUUUGAGUGUUAAAGAGUGUAUUGCAGAUGCUGAACGUGUUAUGCGCAUGGCCAUUUUAGAACCUCUAACAAUACUUAAGAGAUCGGGUAAAAUACCCACUAAAACUUGUGUCAUCUUGGUGGACGCCUUGUGUGAGGCUGAAUAUCAUCGUCCUGAUCAUGGUCACACUAUUGCCACUUUUCUUGCCAAAAUGACACAAUACUUUCCCUCCUGGUUGAAAGUGGUGGCUACGGUGAGAACCCAAAUGUUGGAGUUUGUCAAGGGUUUAUCGUAUACGAAAAUGACCUUGGAUAGCUGGGCCUCUAACGAUCUGUUGCAAAAGGAUAUGCUGGACUAUAUAACGUUCCGUGUUAAUAAUAGUACGGAUAUUCAAAAAAAUGUGGCGGUGAUUAAGGAUCACAAUACCGGUCAAUUGAAAUUCAUUGGUCAUUUACAGUCUUUAACCAAGGGCUCCAUGUUGUAUGCUAAACUCAUAUUGGAUCUUAUAGAAAGAGGACAAUUGGUUAUUAAGUCCACCAGCUAUAAAGUGUUGCCCGUAUCUUUGGCUCAAAUAUUUUUGCUGCAUUUCAAUUUACGUUUUCCCACCUCGUGCAGUUUUGAAAAGGCUUCACCGAUUUUGAAUGUUUGCUUGGCAGCCUUGUAUCCCUUAACACUAAAUGAGAUCUAUUACACCAUUUGUUCCAUGAAAACUGAUGAGGUUAUGCCCUGGGAUGAAUUUUUACAAAGAUUUAAACUAUUAGAUGGUUUCCUUAUCAAGCGUAUAGAUAAUACUUACAUGUUUUUCCAUUCCUCCUUCCGGGAGUGGUUAAUACGUCGAGAUGAGGGUGAAUCACCAAAAUUCUUAUGUGAUUUCCGUUUAGGACAUGCCGCCAUAGCAUUCCGUCUAUCACGUUUGCAGGCUCCUUUAGAUGCAGAACAAACUUUGGAAUUGGGUCAUCAUAUGCUUAAGGCUCAUAUCUAUCGCAACAAUCAAGGACCCCAAUCUCCUAGAGACAUGCAAUCCUUUUGGAUUUCAUCGGUGGCAGAUAAUAUCUCCGCUGCUUUGGGCUCUUUACGCAAUGUCUAUAGUCCAAAUUUGAAAGUAUCUCGUUUGAUUCUGCUAGCCGGAGCUUCUCCGCACUAUCGCACCGAAUUUAUGGGUGAUGCCACUAUAUUGUGUAUAGCUGCUCAUGAGGGUAUAGUACCCAUGGUUAGUUUAUUGCUGGAAUUUGGAGCAGAUGUAGGUCUCACCAAUAGCCAAGGUUGCACACCCUUAAUAUUGGCCGCCAUGAAAGGUCAUUGUGAUGUUGUACGUUUACUUGUGGCGGCCGGCAGUAGUUUAGGUCAAUGUGAUACCACUCAAAGGUGUGCUCUAGUCCAGGCCGCCCGCAUGGGUAGAUUGAAUGUGGUUAAAUAUUUAUUGGCCUGUGAUUGGACACCACGACCCAAUUCCUCGGAUGUUACUUUACCAGCGGCUUUACAUCAGGCUUUAAUAGCAGCAGCUUCACAGGAUCAUAUUACUAUAUUAGAAGAUCUUUUAGAUAUGGAAGAUAUUGACAUCAAUGUAGUGGAACCUACUUCGGGAGAUUUGGCUUUGACCUCAGCCGCCCGCAAUGGCUGUUUAAAUACAGUGGAAAUAUUGCUGACAAGGGGAGCUAAUAUAGAUUUACACAAUAAACAUGGUUUUACGGCUUUGGGUUUGAGUGUCAAAGAGGGUCAUUGGGCUGUGGCCGAAAAACUCUUACAGAGUGGUGCUGACUUAGAUGAACCGGUUACCUCGGCUAGAAAGACUUCUUUGAUGAUAGCGGCCGAAGAGGGUCAUCUGGAAAUAAUGGAACUGUUAAUAGAACGCGGAGCCAGUUUAGAAACUCAAGAUCAUGAAGGUUUUACUGCUCUCUCAUGGGCCUGUUUAAGAGGUCGACAAACAGCCGCCAAAAUACUUAUAGACAAGGGAUGCAACAAAAAUCAUGCCGACAAUAAUGGACGCACCGGUUUAGAUUUGGCUGCCUAUCAGGGUUCAGCCAGUCUAGUGCAGUAUUUAUUAGAACAAGGUGCCAAUAUAGAACAUGUUGAUGUCAAUGGCAUGCGUCCCUUGGACAGAGCCAUAGCUUGCCGCAAUAUACAGGUGGUACAGGUAUUCUUGAGAAAAGGUGCAAAACUAGGACCCACCACUUGGAGUAUGGCGAUGGGUAAACCGGAAAUCUUAGUGGUUUUACUUAAUAAACUAUUGGAAGAUGGCAAUGUACUCUAUCGUAAGAAUCGUUUUCAAGAGGCUGCCCAUCGUUAUCAGUAUGCUAUAAGGAAAAUUUCGAAUUUGGAAACAUUGCUAGAGAGAAGUGCUAUAUUUGCCCAGUUGAGAACAAAUCUAUUGUUAAAUCUAUCCAGAUGCAAGAGAAAACUUAAUGAACUUGAAGAAUCAAUAGAUUUGGCAACACAAGCUAUAGCACAAAAACCCAAUAGCUAUGAAGGUUAUUAUGCCCGAGCUAAAGCACGCAUGGAGCAUGGUGAUCUCAAUGAGGCUUUGGUCGAUGCCAAUGAAGCCAUGCAAAAGGCUGCUCAAACGGGAGUCUUAAGCGAUGUAGUCGAAGUACUAAAACGUAUACAAUCCGAACUACUAACACGCAUAACAAAUGAGGGACGUAAUCAAACCUCUACAUCUUCGUCCGGUUACGAAGUGUGCAGUGGUGUCAUUAGUGGUGGUUUAGGUGCUGCAGCCAAUUGUACCAAUGGUGCCUUAGAAUCUCAACAUGAGAUAACAGAUUUGUAGUAGAGUUCUAUAGAUUUAUGUUGUUUCUAUUUUAAUUUUUUAAGCAUAAAACGAAAUAAAAAAAGUUUUUUCUUAAGAAAAAAUAACAGAAUUUAUAAAUUUUAAUUAUUUUACGUUUACUUUGCGCAAUUUGU